AUGAGCAGUGAAAUUGAAGAAGAUAAUCGAUUAUUGAUUUUCCUAUUUGUUUCCAAUUCAAGUAACUUCCAAUUUCGCUUUCAUAGAUUGAUCCAUUUUGGCACUCAAUCAAAUAUAGUCUCUCUGCAGUUAUCAAGAUCUUGCUUUUAUUUUUUGCAAACCUAUAAGGAAUUGUCGAGAAAGAGUCAAUAUCAAUUGAGUAUAACAAAAGAUUUCUAUUUAAAUGUCCAGAAAUCAAUAUAUUUCGAUUAA
Molecule: messenger RNA, 252 nt
Organism: Blepharisma stoltei
Lineage: Eukaryota; Ciliophora; Heterotrichea; Heterotrichida; Blepharismidae
Source: the annotation of a GenBank genome assembly